Molecule: messenger RNA, 1143 nt
Organism: Pedinophyceae sp. YPF-701
Lineage: Eukaryota; Viridiplantae; Chlorophyta; Pedinophyceae
Source: the annotation of a GenBank genome assembly
AUGGGCGCUGAAUGGCAGGGCGCGCGUCGCGGCCGCCCUGCCGGGCCGUGCGCGGCCGGCACGGAGCUCGAGACGGUGUACGCGCGCGUGUAUGCGUACGGGCACCGCGUGACGGAUGUGUUUGAGGAACACCCAGAGAAGCGCGCGCACUGGGAGGGCAAGAUCUUCGACUGCCGGCAGGCGAACUACAUGUGCCUGCGGAACCUGGUGGUCGCGCCCUUCCACGAGGACAUGAAGGCGCAGGGGCUGCGCGGCUUCCUCGUGCUGCACGUCGACGCGUAUGCCAACCCUCUCAAGUGGCGGGACGUGGCACCGGACGCGUACGUGCUGCCCACGCAGCCCAAGUCGAGCGAAGAGCCGAUGCUGGACCGCGUGAACAACUGCUGGCCGUGGGAGUACAUCAAGCGGGACGACCCCAGCGCGGCCUGGUGGCGCUGGACCGGCUGGGGCCCGGACGGGGUCAUGGGAGACGACCUCACCGGCGACGUGAUCGCCAACGCCAAGGACCGCGGGUGGCUGCCGCCGGAGUUCCCGCGCCAGGGGGAGUUUUCGCUGUGGGACGACAUGAAGUUCCUCGGCGUGGACCUCGCGGCGGGCUACGUGGCCAUGACGGGCCUGUUCGAGGGGCGCGAGCUGUACCACGACCCCGCCAUGCAUGUGGUGUGGCGCGGUGUGCAGCACGGGUUCGGGGGGCGGUGCGUGGCUCUGCCGACGCUCGGGGGGUGCUGCAACUACAUACUGAUCAGCGACGGCAGCACGCACUGGUACCCCUGGGCGCACAAGUGGGGGUUGCAUGACAUCGAGCAGCGCGAGGCCUACCUGGACCUUGUGCGGCGCGUGCGGAGCUACAUGGACCUGCUGGACGAGCGGCCGGCGGAGGUGCCGCUCGGGGCGGCUCCCGGGGACUGGGAGGCGGCGUACCCUGACUACAACGACGUCGUGGGGAGGUAUGAGAGCAUGGGGGGGGGGGUGGCGGUGCACGAGGGCGCGGGCGCGGACGACGGUGGUGCGGUGCGGGAAGAGGCCGUCGGUGUGGACGACGACGGCGGCGCGGAGGCGGGCGAGGCGCAGCACGGCUCGGGGGACGCAGACGGCGCUGGCAGCGACGCGCCUGAGGGAGGCGCGGAGGUGGUGCGGAUCUGA